UUCGGUCUUACCCUUCAUAAAACAAGGUUCAGGUCGUUGCUACAGCAAAUCUCGAGCAUGGCUCUGUGGCGUGUGUUGCUGCUAGCGUGCUUAGCUACCAGCAGUUCGGUGGCAUUACCAGCGGCGAGCGUAGAGCCCGCAGCGUCUCCGUCCGGUAACACCCAGGAAGCUCGAGGGCUUCAGCAGCAAAGUCGAAAUGCGAUCCAAACAGGUGACGAUCUUAUGGACAGCAUCUACAGUGACUGUCUCAGGAAAGAUUCGGUUUCUUGCGUGAAAUAUAAGCUGUUUUCAUUUGUGGACAAGGUGAUGGGUAGCAAAGAGACUUUCACGUUGACAGAUGGUGUCACUGUUGUCAAGAAUGCAGGAUCACCACCAGAAAUAUCUGGAGAAGGUGCUCCAAGAGCCAUAGCUGAAGGAGAUGAAGAAGCCAGCAAAGAUUUUGAAAGUAUGAUUGUAAACAGAGUUGAAAGAUUUCUGAAAACACACACCCUGAAGGUAGACCUGAAGGGAAAUGAAGUGUUGAACGCCGUCACAUCUGCAGGAAGGGCUCUUGGUGACGUCGCUGAUACACUCGGACUAACGGAAGAAGAUGAAGACGAAUCUGAGAAUGGCCGUGACGUCAGUGAAGAGAGAAGAAGGAAGAAAAAGAAGGUAAAAAUGUUACUGCCCCUGUUGCUGGCUUUGAAACUUAAGGCCGCAGCUUUGAUUCCCCUCUUCCUGGGUGGCAUCGCACUGAUUGCUGGAAAAGCCCUGCUGAUCGGCAAAAUCGCCCUCGUCAUUUCGACUAUUAUCGGCCUAAAGAAGCUCCUAUCACAACAGAAGACUGUCACGUACGAGAUAGUCAGCCACCCGCAUCACACCGGCAGUCACCACGAAUCAUUUUCGUCAGGCGCCGGUGGAUUCACCGGAGACGUCGCUGGUUAUGGUGGCAGUGGCGCCGGUGGACACGGCGGUUGGGGAAGGAGUACUCUGGAUGCUCAGCAGCUGGCUUACCGCGGUUAUCAGAACACUUCUUAGAUAUAACGUUGUUGUAUGAGUUCUGUAUGAGACGUGACCGCAGAAGGCAUUCAUCGGGCGAUCCAGGGAGGUCAGACACCGCGAAAUUCGGCUCUGACGGCCUACAAGUGCCAACAACAGUACCGAAAAUUCUCAGUUAUAAUGUACAGACAAUUUUAAUCUAAC
This is a messenger RNA of Zootermopsis nevadensis, 1182 nucleotides long. RefSeq lists its product as uncharacterized. Lineage: Eukaryota; Metazoa; Arthropoda; Insecta; Blattodea; Termopsidae. Gene Ontology annotation, cellular component: membrane. The record is from RefSeq and is a predicted model, not a curated record.